CUGGUUCACAACUACAGACAUUUCAACGGGCCCAUGCAGACAGCCUUUGAAUACUGUAUAGCCUAUAUAGAUAUUAUUUAGCUAAGGAAGUGGCUGAACAAAACUAAUCGGCGCGCACGAAUUUGCGAGAUUAAAAUGGAGCGAUUUGUCAUCAAGCGAUGUGUACACUGAAAAUCUGAAAGCGCACGGACUUGGCGCUGCCGCUUAUUUCAGUCUGUAGUAGGUAGCCUACAGUGCGAGUGAGUGGUCGCAUCAGAGCGCGCUCAGUGGGGCGCAAGCAUCGCAGUGAGCCGGAGUCCGGAGACCACUUGCACGUUUAUUUUUCGCCUUUCAGUGUUUUGUCUUUGUCACGGUGAAUUACCCAUACGCUACAGACGCGGGAACUGUUAUUUUUUGGUUUCGGUUCAUUAUUGUAACACUGGAGUACAUUUUGUGGGAAUUGUUACUCUGUGAAGUCGCUUGGAUGUUUACGUGGGACCACUUGCCUCUAAUGCUUCAAUGGAUUUUAGAGUGAAAGGAGUGGAUUUGUCCGGGAAAUAAAAAUUAUAAAUCGCUUCAAGGCUCUCAACGACGAUAUUGUAAGUAAAUAAGGAAGGGGAACGCGAUGAUUCUCGCAACUUUAUUCGUCGUGUUGCCUCUGCUGGAUGUGCUGUUGUCUGCCGAGGAGAGUAUGCUGUCCCGCUCGGGCCGGCUGGACUGCGUGAAGGCGAGCGAACAGUGUCUCAAAGAGAUGGGCUGCAGCACCAAGUACCGGACAAUGAGGCAGUGUGUCGCGGGGAAAGAGACCAAUUUCAGCAUGGUAGCCGGACCCGAAGCCCAGGACGAAUGCCGGAGCGCGAUGGACGCCAUCAAGCAGAGCCCGCUCUACAACUGCAGGUGUAAACGGGGCAUGAAGAAGGAAAAGAAUUGCUUGCGAAUUUACUGGGGAAUCUAUCAGACUUUACAGGGAAAUGACUUACUGGAGGAUUCUCCCUACGAGCCAGUGAACAGCAGGCUCUCGGACAUAUUCCGGUUAGCUCCCAUCAUAUCAGGUGAGCCCGCGGUGACGAAGGAGAAUAACUGUCUGAACGCGGCGAAGGCGUGCAACCUGAACGACACGUGUAAGAAGUACCGCUCGGCCUACAUCAGCCCCUGCACCAGCCGCGUCUCCACCGCCGAGGUCUGCAACAAGCGCAAGUGCCACAAGGCCCUGCGGCAGUUCUUCGACAAGGUCCCGCCCAAGCACAGCUACGGCAUGCUCUACUGCUCCUGCCCGCCCACCGACCAAUCGGCUUGCACCGAGCGCCGCCGCCAGACCAUCGUCCCCGUCUGCUCCUACGAGGACAAGGAGAAGCCCAACUGCCUGUCUCUUCAGGCCUCCUGCAAGACCAACUACAUCUGCAGGUCGCGACUCGCUGACUUUUUCGCCAACUGCCAGCCGGAGCAUCGCUCCCUGUCCGGCUGCCUGAAGGAGAACUACGCCGACUGCCUGCUUGCCUACUCCGGCCUCAUUGGAACAGUGAUGACCCCAAACUACCUGCGUUUCCCCCACAUCAGCGUGUCCCCCUACUGCGACUGCAGCAACAGUGGAAACAGCAAGGAGGAGUGCGAUACUUUCACCAAGUUCUUCACUGACAACACCUGCCUACGUAAUGCCAUCCAGGCUUUCGGCAACGGCACGGAUGUGGGAGUCUGGCAGCCGGCACCCCCUGUCCUGACCAGCGCCUUCACCUCCGCCCCGCCCCACAAAGGCAGGGACAGGUCUCCCAACACACUGGAUGCCCAGAACAACCCCCUCAACGCAGCCGACGGCUCGGUCUACCACUUCUGUGGGAGUCUACAGGCUCAGAAGCUGAAGUCCAACAUGUCGCUGGAAGCAGUCCUGUGUGUGGAUCCGCAGAUUGAUGACCCGAGUACCUCGAACACCAUCUCCAGGAACUGCUGCUGGCAAAGCUCCCCUCCCAGCCUGUGCUCUCUGCUGCUCACGCUGGCCGCAGUGUGGUACUGCACCCCGGAGGCUCUCUCUUCUCCGCAGCUCUUGUAGCUGCACCGGUCUCACUCAUGGACAGGCACAAAUUUGUACAGAAUUCCUUUCUGUUCCCAGUCACCCGUUGUACUUCUUCACAUAUUUUUUAUUUUUUUAUUUUCUCGAAUUCUCUGGUUUUAGAGGCUAAGUGGAAGCUGUGUGCUAAAGUGGUCUCUGUGUUGCUGGAUUGUCUCUCUCUUUAGGUUUUUUGCCUAUUGUUAUUUUCAUUUUUAUGUUUUGAAGGAAAUGCUCCUUCAGUGUUUAGCGCUAAAGUGAAUAUUUGAUGCGUUGCUACAUUCCAACACACAAUGGCUGCUGGACAUGUGGACUUUUUAGGAGGAAGUUGGAGGGUAAGGGGACAGGAAGCUGUAAAAUAAGUUCUGAGUACAAAGGAGGCAGUUUUUUGAGUGUUGGGAAAUCUUACAUGUGGUGUCUGUGUAUUUUAUCAAACAGUAUCCACACUGGGAGAGGAUGUGGAUGAGGAUGAAGGUGACUGGGUAAAAUGGGGUGGAAGCUGUGGAUGGGCAGAGAGGGAAAAAGGUCAAAGGUCGAUUGGAUCCCUCCUCUCUCUUAAUGCUUGGCAGACUUACAACUGACCUGAUCUAACUUUCUCUACUUUUAUAAUUGACAAAGUAAUACAAACUCCUGCUGCUAACUACAUGUUCAGGGGCAACAUGUCCUCAACAUCAGUGGAUACAUAUCACUAACUCACGGCACAGAGUACACAAAAACCAUGCACGCGAACGCGCGCACGCGCACACACACACACGCACGCACGCACACACACACUUGAUUUUGACAAGGCUUCUUUCUGGAGGCAAUACCCUGGAAGCCAGGAAGCCAGUAACUGUGAUAUUUAGCUUGUCUCAACUAGCUGUUAUCUUGCAGAUAUGUUUUAUUAUUUUUUAAAGUUAGGAGUUAGAUUGAAUUGCUCCAUUCAGUAAAGCGUAAUAUUGGUCUGUAAUGUUGGUGCAUUUCAAAUAAUUUUGUUAGUGCCGCUUGCACAUCUAUAAUUCUCUACGAAGACCAGAGCGGACAAAUGAUAUUGGUCUGGUAAAGUGUUCUUGUGGCUGUUAACUUACAACCAUACGCCACAUCUGAUGAAAUUGGACGUGGAUUCACAUAUUGAACUCUGUUUUUUUAGGAUAUAAUUGCACAUAAUCACACACUACAGCCAAACUGGCAUUUGUCUUUGUAUUGCCUUCAUAAUAAAAUCCUCAAUUGGUUUAAAAAGAGCUCUGGACGACGUUUGAAAUCUGAUUCCAGUGUAAAACAUGAAAUGUAAGUCUUGUAAGUAAUUUGUUAUCUUUUUGUAUGUUUGUUGUGUGUCUAUCCAGAAAAUUGCUGAUGUAACAAUUACUUCUCCAACAUACUAACAUGCAACGUAAAGAAAUGGUGGGGAGUUUGCAAACAUUAGCCAGUUUAUUUGAUGAUUUUAUGAUCACUGACUGCCUAUGAUGAACAGCUACCACCCUUUCGCCCCAUACACAUCGCAUGUGCAGUGAAUAUCAUUGUCAUCACACACAAACUUGAUUGUUUAAACUGUGCUGCUUUUGUUUCUGUGGCUUUUAAGAAACGUGUAUAUUGGUCCAUGUUACACAGCUACCUAACUUUGUUCAUUUACAUUUACAGGGCAUUAUACAAUAUAAUGUGUGUGCUUAAUUAAUGCGGAUGGGGAAAGCCAUCUCAGUGUUGUUGCUAAUGAGAACACAGUUUGUGUGACUGGGAUUUAGUAUUUUCUUGAGAAAUAUAUAUAUAAAUAUAUAUAAAUAUAUAUGAAAUUCAAUCUGGCUUAUCAAUUUAUCUGUCGUGACAGAUAAAGAAACUGCAUUUUUUGACAUUGUGCUAAAUAUUUUUCAUCGGAGUACAAUUAAUGUAUUCAUUCAUGAAGGACAUUUUGAGGUCGAGUUGAAACCUUUUUUUUUACCCCACUGUAGCAGUCCCACUAUUUUUUUUUUUAAAGAAAUAUUGUACCAUAGUUCCAGUUUUCGCUGUUGCCUACGUGGCGUUUUGCUUUAUGGUAAAUACCCAGUUAUUUUUUAUAUUUCUUUCAUCAAUACCUUAAUUUAUUGUUUUAUCCUCUCCCAUGCGUCACAGAGCACAGAAUUGUAUAUGGAUAAAGUUAUAUGAAUACUGCAUGGAGAAUUAUUAAUGCAAAAAAAGCUUUCUGAAUUAUUUGUUUAACCAAUUAGAGAAGAUUUUUUUUAGUGGGCAGCCAAACAAGUGGUUUUAUUCGCAGUGUUUUUGCAGUGUCAAGGGUUGGGGAGUUUUGGAGGUUUCAUGGGGCAACUUUGGUAGUAGCGGUGGAAUCUCUGGCGGGCCUCUGGAGUGGGGGGGGUUCAUGUUUGUUAGGGAGAUGGGGGGGGGUGUUGGUAGGGAGAGCAGGAAAGCAGCAAGCAAGGGAAAAUGAGCAGUUUAAGACCCCAGAAAGUGAAGCACUGGGUCAAAUCAUUCAAUAUUUAUAUCCUUCCAUAUGCAUUGAUUUGGUUGUUAAAAGGGGGAAAAAUAAAAAAAAAUGUUUAUACUUGCAAAACAACUUCACCUAUUGGCCACAUAACUUCUUAGCUUGUGAAAAUGUACAAUCUAUUCUGUAAAAAUGAUCAUUAAAAUGUUGAUUCAUCCAA
Anguilla anguilla (European eel) is the source of this 4629-nucleotide messenger RNA. RefSeq names its product GDNF family receptor alpha-1-like. Lineage: Eukaryota; Metazoa; Chordata; Actinopteri; Anguilliformes; Anguillidae. The transcript is spliced from 9 exons. Gene Ontology annotation, molecular function: signaling receptor activity. The coding region runs from base 605 to 2023 and encodes 472 amino acids. Gene Ontology annotation, biological process: nervous system development. Gene Ontology annotation, cellular component: signaling receptor complex; external side of plasma membrane. The record is from RefSeq and is a predicted model, not a curated record.